AUGGAAACAAGAAAGAUGGGACAGUUGAGUACCGUAGCACCAAAGCGAAUGCGAGUCGAUAUAUGGCUCGAUGUUCUGUGGGUAGGUGAUGGUUGGGCGCCACCGUUAAGAGACCGGAAUAGUUUAAAAGUCGAAGUCCAUCGUGUCGCUGUGAUGUUAAGUGGUCCAGACUUGGUUGAUAAUCUUGAAAGACGUCAAGAGUUAUUGAAUUAUUUUCGAGAAGCACUUGGUCUUGAAAUGGAGGGUGCAGGUAGGAAGUAGAUCUGGGUCCUCUGGCGUCUGUGCACAAUAUUAGCAAACAGCCUAAAACCGGAGUGUAAACUUCUCAACCUGUAGUUUAUAUGUAGCUAUUUACAUUUACGUAAAAUAAUAAACAACUUAACCUACCUCGUUAUUGAUAAUCGAUCUCAACUUCUUUUAGCCUGUGGAAGAUCUAACUCGUAUCCAAGGGCGGGUAGUAGCAAAGUAGCUUUAGUUCGCUACUGUAACGAACUACAAUUUUCAAGUAGCCAGUAGUUUUUCCGACUACUUUUUUAAAACAGUAGCUGUAGUUAUAGCGAACUACAUUUUGCCUAAAGGUAGCCAAGUAGUUGACUACUUUUCAAACAGCGAAUCGCUAUUCGCUACUUUUUAAAACUGUUAGCAACUAAAUAGAAUAGCACGAUAUUGAUCGAGACACGGCUUGCAUAAAACUGAUCAAUACUCAAUAGUCAAUUUGCACUCCUGAACACUGUAGUGCUUACAAAAAUGUUGAUUUGUGUUUACUGUUGCUACUCGUAAUGUCGAUUUGUUAUAAGUUACGCUGAGUUAGUAGAUGCUCCAAAUUGCAGUAAAACUAAAAAAUAUAGCGUAGCGAAAUAGUUCGCUACAUUUUUUAAGCAGUAGCUGUAGUCAGUAGCGAACUACCUUUGUUCAAAAGUAGCAGUAGUUGUAGCUGACUACAUAUUUUUGAAGUAGCUGUAGUUAUAGGGAACUACAAAAAUCUUGUAGCCAACCCACCCUUGCUCGUAUCCUUAUGAACUCAGACCUUUCUUUAAUUAAUUCUUUCUUAAUUUAUUUCCCAUGUACAUUACAAUUAUUAAUACAUUAUUACAAAAUAAAUAUUUGGGCUAGAGUCGAGAAUAAAUAUUUGAGUGAGAAAUAAAUAAUUGGACUGUGACUAGCUACAGCCAACUGACGUCAGCAAAAGAGGCUAACCUGUUACAAGCUAGGGAACGAAUAUCAUUAUGAAAUGGGAUCCGUUGAGGGUUGGAUAAAUUCUACUGCACAGAAUUUAGCAGAUAUUUUUAACCCACAACAUGAUAGGCCAUGAUGCAUCAUUACUGCUAAAUGGGUUAGCAUGAUGCCUAUAACAUUCUGCAUAUUGACAUUUGUUUUCAAAAUCUAGGUCUACAUGCAGCAGCAUAUGAUCUUGGCAUAGAAUGGGCUGUUAUCAAAGGAGUGGCAGAUUUUAAUGAUGGAAGUAAAUCAGUGACUGGAAGUAAAACCGUGAUUGGAAGCAAUUUGCCAGUGUAA
Messenger RNA from Paramuricea clavata, 1515 nucleotides. The record is from the annotation of a GenBank genome assembly. NCBI's taxonomy places the organism in Eukaryota, Metazoa, Cnidaria, Anthozoa, Malacalcyonacea, Plexauridae.